AACGAGACUUGAAGGCCGCUAUAAAUCGUACAAUUCACGAUAGUGGUGGAAUAAAUCCGCAAAUAUAAAUCGAGUAAGAAGCAUGCAAGAGCUAACUCGCGAGCUGAGCGCCGCCUACAACGUUUGCGAGCACCACAACGACAACAAAAACCACAAAAACAACCAAUUGGAAAUGAGCCCCAAUACAGCAAUUAGCAAGAACACCAAUCUGGAGCAGCAGAGCGGCCUGGCAGCCGCGUUUCUACUGCCAGCGAGCUGCAUUAAACGUGAGAAUCCUCACACUCCCGAACUACUGCCCGUUUGGCAAUCGAGCGCGUCACCUGAUCCCACGCAUCUGCGUCUGGACUUCAAUGCGAACAGUAAACUGUUGCUGCAAGGAUCCGAUGAUCCGCUCAUCUCGCAUGGCGAUGCCCACGACGAGGAUCAUCCGUUCAAGACGCUGCUGGCCCGCAAGUCCCAGGAGCAGCGUGUCGCAAACAAUGGAGCCUGCAGCUCACUUACCAAGCAGCAGCUGAAGGUCAAGGCCAGUCUGAUGAGCGCUCGCAAGACCGGGCAUAGGCAGGCGACCCAUGCUGUGCGGCCAGCACAGCCGUCAGAGAUGGCCGCGCCAGCAGAGAAGCUGCCACCGAAGACUAAGAAGCGCCAAUCGUCUGCUGGCGCUCUAAAGCUGCGCUUCCAUCACCAGGCCCUGCCCGCCGAGUACCUCAGUCAUUAUGAGGCCGCGCAGGCGCGCCAGCUACCAGCCAAGGCGCCCCAACCAAAUGCCAAGCCCGCACCCGCCAAACAGUCCCACGAGAAUGUGCGCAGCUGGCUACGAAAAAUCGCAGAAAUUCAACGGAGCGCCGAGCGACAGCAGCAGGCCCAGGACUCGACAUUAACGCCAGGGAACGCGGCCCCGACGCCCCAAAUAGAAUUACAGACUGCUAGCCCCGCUGCGGCCCCCCUCGUUAGCAAACGCAAUCCACUUAAGUAUGCGGACCUGCCGUAUAUGGGGGAAAUAACGCUCGACAAUUACAAGCCGCGACGCGGUCGCAAACCCAAAAAGGCGGACAUAUGCCACUUGAUUUACAAGAACUAUGGCACAAUUGUCCCGCCCACGAUAACUGUAGGUACCUCGGUUGCCAGCACGUCAAACUCCUCCGGCUUGUCCGCCCAGAAACUGCCCGUCCUGGCUGUCGAGGAGGAGCCCUUGAAUCUGUGCCUGCGGGAUCAGUCCAGUGAUCGGUAUUCCAUAUCCAGUGGUAGCGAUAGCGAGAAACCCUCCACCACGGAUUGUGGCAGCUGCAUCACGCCUCUCACACUGCAACUAACGGCGACAACGCCGGACACACCUCUCGAUCCAGAACCACCCAGUUCUGCCAAGUUGCUGCUACAGCCGGUGGGCGUUUAUUACCAGCAACUGAUGGAGUCCUGCGCCUUUGGCCUGCCUGUGCCCGUCGAAACUAUUGAAAAAGACAACCAGCUGGCGCUUAAAAUACCCAUACCUAGCGGCUUCUUUGCCAAUGUGAAGCCGUUAGUGGAAACCCCACCGCCUAAGCGCAAGCGCUCAGCUAUAUUUAUACCGCCGAUGCCCGCGGAACACUCCUCGAGUCCCUCGAACGAGGUUAGCAUAUGCAAGUUCAAGUUCACGGGCGGUGCGAAGCCGACGCUGCUCGAGAAGAAGAUGUUGUCAGUGGAUGCGGAGGGCAAUUAUCGUUACUACAAUGGCACGGGCGACAAGACUAUGCGCGGCUAUGAGUUCAUUUCUCGAGAUCAACAGCAGCAGCAGCAGCAGCAGCAGCAACAGUUCCAAGACAAACUGUAUAUUGAUAUACCACCACCAUCAACGGAUCUCAGCUUGGAGCUGCUCCACAUACCGCCCGAGUCUCCCACCACAUCGCUGCUCAUCUCAAAUAAUUUGAUUUCGCCUCAGAGUCCAGCCUCCAGUUCGCAGAGUCCAAUGCCCGCUCAAACCCAAUCCGAGCCGCUGCCAUUGGUUAGCAGUAGCAGCAGCAGCGGCAACAACAACAACAACAAGAACCACAAUAGCCACAACAACCACAGCAGCAGUUGCGGCAAACGCCGCUGCUCCCGCCGCUCGAAGCAGCGCGAGAAACUGGAAAAGACAUUCAAGGAGAAGGGCUUCCUCAUCCAAACCCAACAACUGCAAUCCGCCGAGGGCGCAACGUACUGCAAGUUUAGACAAUUAAAAAAGUUCACACGUUAUCUAUUUCGGAACUGGAAGGAUCAUAUACCGCCUAGCGAUUUGGCCAAGCAUCAGAGCAGCGCAGCUGGUGGCGCCAUCGAGAACUUACUGGCUGGCCAAAAGAGUGCAGAGAGCGUCUCUAGUGCUGCCGCCACAGAUCCGGCCACAUAGCUUUCAAAUAAUUCAAUUCAAACCCAUCAGUUGGAAGUAUACCCGGACGGAUCCUUAACGUUUUAAUAUAAAUUAAUGUCCGUAAAGCAAUUUAAAAAUGUUAAGUCAUUUAGGGACGUUACGGAAAAUACCCCUGAUUGUGGUUUUGCAAAAUCUAAACAACAAAGCACUGCCAAAGAAUUUCUAGUUAAUAAGCAAAUGGUUGCCAUUCAAAAUACACAAGAACAUUAUCCUAGACAUGAGGAGCAAGAGGAGAGAAUAUCGUUUUAAUUCCGUCCAU
This is a messenger RNA of Scaptodrosophila lebanonensis, 2636 nucleotides long. RefSeq lists its product as uncharacterized. The record is from RefSeq and is a predicted model, not a curated record. The coding region runs from base 83 to 2356 and encodes 757 amino acids. The transcript has 3 exons. Lineage: Eukaryota; Metazoa; Arthropoda; Insecta; Diptera; Drosophilidae.